This is a messenger RNA of Dothidotthia symphoricarpi CBS 119687, 1106 nucleotides long. RefSeq names its product pre-rRNA-processing protein TSR2. Gene Ontology annotation, biological process: maturation of SSU-rRNA from tricistronic rRNA transcript (SSU-rRNA, 5.8S rRNA, LSU-rRNA). NCBI's taxonomy places the organism in Eukaryota, Fungi, Ascomycota, Dothideomycetes, Pleosporales, Dothidotthiaceae. The record is from RefSeq and is a predicted model, not a curated record. Bases 180 to 839 code for a protein of 219 amino acids. Gene Ontology annotation, cellular component: nucleus. The transcript has 2 exons.
UUCCAUGUCGUCAGUGCUUCGUCUUGAUAGGACUUUGGAAAGCAGGUUAGGAGGACAGUGGCUUUGGCGUCGACAGCAAACAAGGCAAAAGUAACAUCUGGAUCAAUGAUCAACGAUGGAGAGAUGAGCAGACCAAAGACAGUAGACGCGAAUGAUGGUUCAGUUCACGUCUUCACGUGAUGAACUUUGGCGACUUUAUCGAUAAGCCCCCUCCAAACUUUUGUGUCGCAAAUUCGCCAGGCGCACGAAAUCAAGACGCCAAAAUGUCUACAUCCUCCACAACAGCAAUGACGCCGGAACAGCUGCAAGCCAAGUUCGACCUCGGGAUUUGGUACACGCUCUUCAACUGGCCCAUCCUCACCGUCGCCAUCAAAAACCAAUGGGGCGGCCCCGAUAGCGCAGACAAGCGCGACUGGCUCGCAGGUCAUGUCUCGGAGCUCUUCGCCAAAGACGCGCAAACAGACGCCGAAGACGUCGAAGUCGUACUCCUCGAAGUCCUCGAAGACGAGUUCGGCAUACGGCUAGAGGACGAGACGGAGGUCAAGGUCGCAAAGGAGAUUGUGGGGCUGAGAAAGGAGAUUGGGGAGGGCAAUACAUCGACGGUGGAUGCGCUGCAGAAGAAAUGGGAGGCGAGACAGGGCAAGGAGGUUGCGACGGGGGAUGUCAAUGUGAGGGAGAGCAACCAGGAUGCGGAGUGGGAUAGUGUGGAUGAGGAGAGCGAUGAGGAUGAGGAUGUGGAGAUGGGUGAGGCGCCUGCGCUGGUUCCUGCGAAACCAAAGGUUGCGCCGGAGGUUGAUGACGAUGGGUUUACGAAGGUGAUGGGCAAGAAGAAGAGGUGAAAUACGUGAACGGGUCAGGAACUAUGUAGUAUCAAAGUUGUCCUUGAGGGUCGAAGCGUUGGGGAUGCGUGCAGCUGCUGGCCGUCGAUGCAUGCGUACAGCAAGAGAGGAGUAGUCACGCCAACACGCGCAGACCAAGUUCAAACAGACAUAGAACCACAAAGCAGUGUGCAAAGCCGUGGAUUGAAAUCUACUUCAAGGUGGAAGAUGGUAAAGGGAGCUUGCUCAUAUCCCUGCACAGCCAUGACAACGCCUUCCCAAUCUGAG